Myzus persicae (green peach aphid) is the source of this 546-nucleotide messenger RNA. RefSeq lists its product as uncharacterized. NCBI's taxonomy places the organism in Eukaryota, Metazoa, Arthropoda, Insecta, Hemiptera, Aphididae. The annotation marks the transcript as partial. The record is from RefSeq and is a predicted model, not a curated record. The transcript has 3 exons.
UUUAAAAUAACAGUAGAACAAUUGAAUGUAACAUUGAAUGAAGUACAAUGUAAAUCAAAAAAUUUGACAAAUGAAUCUGUAGCUGAUCUAUUUGAAAGUAACAACUUGAAUACAUCACAGAAAACAAUUAUUCAAGAAAUUAUCAAUGCCAGUAAAGUCAUGAACACUAAAAAUAGGAGGUAUUCAGAAAAUUGGAUACUAUUAUGCAUCUUAUUGAAAAUUAGAUCUUCCACUACUUACCGAUUUUUAAGAGAACAAGAAGUAUUACCUCUACCAUGUCCAAGAACUAUUAGAAAAUAUUUAUCAAUGAUAAACAUUCAAUGUGGUUUUGACAAGAAAUUUUUCCAAAUAUUAAAAAAAAAAUUGGUAUACUUAGAUUCGAACAAAAACAUGGUUUAUUUUGGCAGAGAAGUAGAUUCUUCUGAAUUAAAAGCUAAUCAUGCAUUAGUUUUUAUGUUCCAAAGUUUAGCUUUAAAUUUUGCUCAACCUAUUGCAGUUUUUGCAUCUCAUGGUCCAGUUAAAGGUAUUAAAAUUGAAAUACUGUAA